This is a messenger RNA of Morchella sextelata, 792 nucleotides long. RefSeq lists its product as uncharacterized. Bases 1 to 792 code for a protein of 263 amino acids. The transcript has a single exon. Lineage: Eukaryota; Fungi; Ascomycota; Pezizomycetes; Pezizales; Morchellaceae. The record is from RefSeq and is a predicted model, not a curated record.
AUGUCUUCAUCCUCCAUUCUUGACGAGUCUUCAGGGUCUCGUGACACACCACUUAUCACCGUAGACGACAGUUACUCGGAUUGGGAGAUGAUUACAAACGGAUCCGAGCCAAAGUCACCAGAACCAAACGAACCUCCUCAAAGCCCUUUGCACUCAGUAACUCUCGCACUUGCCGAGAUCAGAGGGCUUUUUGCAGACCCGGUAACAGACUCCCCGCUACCAUGCGAAUCUCCCGAAACAUAUGCCGAGCCAACGGUACCCCCCGAGGUAAUCAAGAAGCCAUACAAAGAAUUCGAAUCAACAAUUAAAGGGUUUGACGAGCCUAUCGAGCAUUCUAUAGCUCCUGAUAUGCGAAACCUGACAAGCUCCGUGGAUUCCAUCAGGAAAGACACGGAAGCCAACUUGGUGGAGUCGGAACUGUGCAAGAUCCGGAGAUCACACCUUCGUAAGGCCAUAAAGGAAUUGGAGAUAGCAAAUGCUUCUCUGCUAGCUUCCAUCACACACGAAGACGACCCGAAAGCCGAAGAUGAGCCUAAGCUGGCUAGGAAGAGGCAGCGUCCAGGUCCACCUCCGAAAAAGAAGCCGAAUACUGCAGCAUAUUCAAAGUCUCGCAAAUUAGAGGAGCUUUCUCCCGGCCUGAGUCAAGCUGAUCAGCAUGAGUCUUUCUCUGCUCUUACAACCGCCCAAUCCCCACCGCCAAUAUUCGCACCGCCUAAGAACUCAAUUGCCUGUAGAUUUCGGGCAGUAGGUUUGUACUUUGACCCUGAACCUAAGCCAGAAGAAGUCUCUUGA